CGUUCUUCGAUGACAGAAGGCGCGAUUUGUCUGAACCUAUCGACGUCCAUCGAUACCAAAGUUUGUUUAUCAUUGUUAUUCGGCACUUUGACCAUCAACAUGAGCUCCAUCAAGAUCGAAUUUGCAGUGCAGAUGCGAAGAGGUGACGAAUCCUAUGCCGGUGCCCUCCGUUCGGCGCUGGAUGGGGUAGGCCAGGUCGAAAUUGACGCCCAGGAAGGUCGGGUGAUAAUCCAGACCCAACGACCUUGGUCAGAGAUUCAGGACAAGAUAGAAGCCACAGGUGUCCGGGCCGUACUCUCCGGAUUCGGCGGCCAGUCGGCGGUAGCCCUCAUUAACACAACAGGAAGUGUAGUGGACAAGACUCCAAUCCAAGGAGUUGUGCGGUUUACCACCAUUACCGCAGACAAGGAGCCUGGAGUGGUGGUGGAUGGCGUUGUGGACGGUCUAUCGCCUGGACUGCACGGAUUACACAUUCACGAGAGUGGUGACACUUCCGCAGGUUGCUCGUCGGUCGGAGAUCACUACAAUCCCCGCCAGUCGCCACAUGGAAGCCCUGCAGGCGCGGCAGAGGAGCGGCACGCCGGAGACCUGGGCAACAUUCGAGCGGAUGAAAACGGCAGGGCCACCUUUAGAUUUGUGGAUCCAGUGCUAGAGGUCUGGGACAUAAUCGGGAGGGCUGUCGUCCUAACAGCCAACGCCGAUGACCUGGGACGCGGGGGCAAUGAUCAGAGCCUGAUUGACGGCAACUCUGGGGAAAGAAUUGCGUGUGGUAUAAUUGCUCGUUCGGCGGGCAUCCUGGAAAACUUUAAGAGAAUCUGUGCAUGCGAUGGGGUCACCCUAUGGGAUGAACGCAAUAAGCCACUGGCUGGCAAGGAGCGAUCACAAAAGCUGUAAACUUGUUUCCAUAUUUGACCUUGUAAAUAAAAUUAUCUUAUCUUUA
Molecule: messenger RNA, 940 nt
Organism: Drosophila simulans
Lineage: Eukaryota; Metazoa; Arthropoda; Insecta; Diptera; Drosophilidae
Gene: Ccs
Product: copper chaperone for superoxide dismutase
Exons: 3
Coding region: 10-894 (294 amino acids)
Biological process (GO): removal of superoxide radicals
Molecular function (GO): copper ion binding
Source: RefSeq, a predicted model, not a curated record